Radiomyces spectabilis is the source of this 1239-nucleotide messenger RNA. RefSeq names its product Calreticulin family-domain-containing protein. The transcript is spliced from 2 exons. NCBI's taxonomy places the organism in Eukaryota, Fungi, Mucoromycota, Mucoromycetes, Mucorales, Radiomycetaceae. The record is from RefSeq and is a predicted model, not a curated record. Gene Ontology annotation, molecular function: calcium ion binding. Gene Ontology annotation, biological process: protein folding. Bases 1 to 1239 code for a protein of 412 amino acids. Gene Ontology annotation, cellular component: endoplasmic reticulum; endoplasmic reticulum membrane.
AUGAAGGUUCCUACCAUUGCUGCUGUUUUAGGCCUUGCUGCCGUCUGCUCUGCUGAAGUGUUCUUGCACGAAACCUUUUCCGAUGGUCAAUCGUGGACCGAUCGUUGGACUCCAUCUACUUAUCGCGAAGACCUUGGCAAGAUGGAAGUGUCUCCUGGCAAGUGGUUCGUCGAUGAGGCCAAGAAUGCCGGUUUGAGAACCACCGAAGACUACCGCUUUUAUGCUGUGUCUACAAAGUUCAAGCCCUUCAACAACAAGGGAAAGGACUUGGUUAUUCAAUUGGACGUGAAGAACGAACAGAACAUCGAUUGUGGUGGAAGCUAUGUCAAGGUGUUCUCUGACAAGUUCGAUGCCAAGACCUUCAACGGUGACAGCGAUUACAACAUUAUGUUCGGUCCCGAUAUUUGCGGCACCAAAGCUAUUGUUCACGCCAUUUUCAACUACAAUGGUACCAACCACAACUUGAAGAAGACAAUCGUGGCACCCAACGAUGUUUACACCCACACCUACACCUUGAUUGUGAAGCCGGAUCAGACUUACCAAGUGUUGGUGGACGGUGAAGAGAAGGCUGCUGGUAGCAUGUUGGAGGACUGGGACUUCUUGCCUCCCAAGAAGAUUAACGAUCCUGAGGCCUCCAAGCCUGAAGAUUGGGUUGAUGAAGCUGAAAUUGAUGAUCCCGAGGACGUCAAGCCCGAAGGCUACGAUGAUGUUCCCGAAUAUAUCGCUGAUCCUGAAGCUAGCAAGCCUGAAGAUUGGGAUGAUGAUAUGGAUGGUGAAUGGGAAGCUCCUAGCAUUGUCAAUCCCGACUACAAGGGACCAUGGAAGGCAAAGAAGAUUCCUAACCCAGCAUACAAGGGACCUUGGGUUCAUCCCGAGAUUGAUAACCCCGACUACAAGGUGGAUAACGAGAUUUACGCUUACGAUUUCAACAACAUUGGUUUGGAUCUUUGGCAAGUCAAGUCCGGCACCAUCUUUGAUAACUUGUUGAUCACCGAUGAUGUAAAGGAGGCCGAAAAGAUCCGUGAGGAAUCGCUCGAACUUGCAAAGAAGGAGAAGGAUGCCAAGACUGCUCAUGACGAAGCAACCACCAAGAAGGAAGAGGAGGAGAAAGCCGAAAAGGCUGACGACGAGCCCAAGACUGCUGCCGCCGAAGAGAAAGUCGAGAUCGAUCUUAACCUUGAUGACGAAAUUCCCUCUGCAAAAGAAACCGAAGACAGACCUGCCAAGGAUGAGCUGUAG